AUGGCCAAUAGGAACAGGGAGCGGGGUCCCGGACUGUAAGAAACGACGACUGGGAGGGGGCUACGGGACCAUGGGGCUUCUGACCAUACUGAAGAAGAUGAAGCAGAAAGAGCGGGAGCUGCGACUGCUUAUGCUCGGCCUGGACAAUGCCGGCAAGACAACUAUCCUCAAGAAGUUCAAUGGGGAAGAUGUGGACACCAUCUCCCCGACUCUGGGCUUCAACAUCAAGACACUGGAGCACCGGGGAUUCAAGCUGAACGUCUGGGAUGUCGGUGGCCAGAAGUCCCUACGCUCCUACUGGCGCAACUACUUUGAGAGCACUGACGGCCUCAUCUGGGUGGUGGACAGCGCGGACCGCCAGCGCAUGCAGGACUGUCAGCGCGAGCUCCAGAGCCUGCUGGUGGAGGAGCGCCUGGCCGGAGCGACCCUUCUCAUCUUUGCCAACAAGCAGGACCUGCCUGGAGCGCUGUCCUCGAACGCCAUUCGCGAGGCCCUGGAGCUGGACGCCAUCCGCAGCCACCACUGGUCCAUCCAGGGCUGCAGCGCCGUCACCGGGGAGAACCUGCUGCCCGGCAUCGACUGGCUCCUGGAUGACAUCUCCAGUCGCAUCUUCACAGCCGACUGAACCACCUGGAUGUCCCCACUCGCGGUCCAGGCCCCAGCCCCCCCAGCUGCCACCGUGCGGAGCGGAGUCAGCCCGCCUAACACGCCGCCCUCCCGGAACCUGCUGCUGCUACUGCCCGCUGCUGCUCUCCCACGGCAGGAGGCUGCACCCUCCAGGCACCCUGGCUCCCCACCCAGCCUCCAGCUGCCACACCAAGAAGAGGGGCCUGGGCCGGCAGGGGCAGCCUCUGCUGCUCUGGAGGCCCUGGGCCUCAUCUUGGGCUCAGCUGUGAGAAUAAAGCACUCCUGUCCAGCUGC
This is a messenger RNA of Marmota flaviventris (yellow-bellied marmot), 921 nucleotides long. RefSeq names its product ARF like GTPase 2 (gene Arl2). The record is from RefSeq and is a predicted model, not a curated record. NCBI's taxonomy places the organism in Eukaryota, Metazoa, Chordata, Mammalia, Rodentia, Sciuridae. Gene Ontology annotation, molecular function: GTP binding; GTPase activity.